AUGAGUAGUGAUGCGCCUGAUGACUGGAUUCAGGCCAUUUCUGCACGGAACGUCCCUGCAGUAAAGAAACUAAUGGAGGGCUGUGCUCGGCGGACUGAUUCAACUGGGACAACAGGCCUUAUGCUGGCUGCAAAGCGCGGAAGUUUAGAGAUUGUUGAGCUGCUCGCCCCAAAGGAGUCUGGGAUGCUAAAUUCAGAAGGCCACACAGCCAUGAUGCUCGCAGCCAUGCAGGACCAUCUGCCCAUUUGCGCAUAUCUGGGUCCACUCGAGAAGAAUGUUAUCGGCGCCAAUGACCAGGAUGUCUUUAUGAUUGCCGUGAGCUACGAGGCUAAAGAUGUGGUUGAGUAUCUAAGCGGCGCAUAUCCUCUUAGAAAAGACGCGGACGGACAUUCUGUCUUUGACUUUGCCAUUGCCAUUGGCAAUGCGGAAAUUCUGCACAUUCUGCUAUCGAGCAAUCCACUAGAUGAUGAUGAACGCAAUCGACUUAGUGCUCUUGCGCAAGAGAGCGAGAAGUUCGAUCUUGUCGACCUUCUGCGUGAGGUACGCUGUGACAAGAAGGCAGAGCUCAACAGUCCUGGACCUCCUACCCUCCAAGGCUCUCCCCCUGUACUAUCUAUAGAAUCUGAGCCUAUUCCCAUAUCAUCAAGUAAGCCUGACUUUCGUGGCAACUACCUUCCCUCAGGAAGUCGGAAGGAAUCAACCGAUGGAUACGACAGAUAUAGCACAACAGUUGCUCCCGAAGUAAGCCUAAAUGUAAUGUCAGCUUCAUCUUCGCCUAAGACCGAAUUUAGGCCAAGGACUUCCAACCACUGGGAACGACUUUUGCAAGACCGAGACGAUGAGAUACAGCGUCUUCAAUCUUUGCUGUUACACACUGCAGAUGUUCGAGCCGCUUCGUUGACCUAUGAAUCCUUGUACGCAGAAUCUCAAGUGUUAUCUCACAUCUUUCGGUCGCUAAAGAAGUACCAACUUGACAUCGCAAGUAGAGAGUCCAAACUACUUUAUUAUUCUCUUUGCGAGUUCACAAAGGUCUAUGCUCCCCUUAUUUCUCCUUGUGACACUAGGGUCUUUGAUGAUUUGCGGAGUGUCUCCCCGAACAUGGAUGUAUCCCCGUCUGCUGAGGAGAUAAAGACCUACAGAGCAGAGAACUUGAAGCUAUUAGAAAAACUGGAUGAGAAAACUCACAAUAUAAGGCGCUUAGAAGCGCUGCUAGAUAAUAUCAAAGGGAUUAUUGCGUUUCACUAUCACGGAAGGGAAGACGCCUACCAACCGGAUAACAUAAUUGCUUCCUUGCAACUCUUGCUUCAGGAGAAGACAGAUCGGACCGAGGCCCAGCAUUCAGCCUUAGCGCAGAGGGCGACUGGCCCUACCUCUACUUCCAGUACCGCCACUUCUGGACCAGGGCAACACAUGAAGUUGGAGGAGAGCACAAUAAGCACGAUUUCUGAGAUACCUGUGGGGCCGUUCAGCUCUGAUACUGCUAAGCUUCAUCAGCUCAUGGACCAGAAAAAUAAACAGAUAGACACUUUGAUGCAGAGGAUACACGAGCUGGAGACGACUCUAGCAGAUACUCAGAACAAGUUCAAGAAUCACGUCAAUUUCACGAAGACCGUGGAGCGCAAUUUGGCAGACACUGUAAGCAAUCAGAUCAACUUGUUCGUCUCUGGGCAGCACCGCACGCAAAAGCUUUUAGAAGAAAAGGAUCAAGAGAUAAGCCAGUUAUACGCCGAGCUCGAUGAGGUGCGUAGUGCGCAGACCAGCAGAACUGCGUCUCCUCUGAGAUCACGAAGCGCGCAGCAAGACAUCAACUUUUCUGCUGAUGGAUAUGCUCCUUAUGGGCAGCCAGUUCAAAUUCCCACUGCAAUCCUUCCGCCUAAGACUCUCUAUCCUAUGGAACAGGAAUCAGACGAAUAUUUAGCAGAUGUUGUCCCUAGGGCCGACUAUGACGCAUUGUUGGCAGAAUACACCUUAGCCCAGGAGCGUUUUCAGAAGCACAUGGACUUUGUCGGGGCUGUUGAAAAUAAUCUCGCCCAGUCUCUUUCAGACCAAGUACAGGCUUUUGCUGCAGAAAGUCGGAAUAUUGCAGGGCGCAUGAUCGAAAAAGAUGAAGAAAUAGCCCGCUUGGUUCGCGAAAUAUCUCUCUUGCGCGCAUCUCUUUCUGAGGCACAGGAAAAUGCGGCCAAAUCCCACGCCGGGAUGUCUGUUGCUAAUGACUAUGAUGCUCUAAGCGCUAAUAUCGAAGCUUCGCGAAUUAUUCAACAAUUACGAGGCGAAUUACAAGAGCUAAACAACCGUAUUCAACAGAAGGAUGAAGCCAUCGUUUCUCUGCAAAAUACACUCAGGCACCAACGCUUCCCUAGACACUCUUCACCUACAAAACAACCAGCUGCUCUAUCUAGUGAUACAGACUUGAACCGCUUACAACAGGAAUUCGACUCUUAUAGAGACCAUGCAGAACAAGUCCAGAAAAACGACCAGUCUUUAAUUCAGGUGCUGCAAGCGCGCAUAAAGCAGCAGAACGAUAUUCUUGAAGCAACAAAGCAAUCAUCACCGUCACAGGCUCGGGGGAAGCAGAAGCAACGAGGGGACGACGGCUGGGAAGAUCACCCGUAUGAUUACGCCGGGAACUGUCCCAAUUGUGCAGAGCUCGCUUCUCAGAACCAACGUAACACAGACAAAGUCAAGCAGCUCAACAACGAGAACAAGCUUCUUUCGGAUGAGUUGGACAAAUCCAAAGGUGCGCUUGUGCUUCUAAGAAAUGAAAGGGAGGACCUUCUACAACAGCUUUCUGAAGUUCUUAAAGGUGCUGAAGAGCACCAUAAGAAGGACAAGUUAAUCGAGGAUCUGAAUAACGAGUGCACAUCUUUAACUGGCAGGGUUGACCAAUUGUUAGCCGAUCUUAAUGAUCAGGGUGAACUAAGGCACGAGCUUGGUGUCCUUAAGAAGGCAAAUGACGAUCAAAAGGCCCUGAUUGAUGAGGUCCAGUCUGAGAAUAUAAGAUUAGUAUCACUUUUAGAGAAGCGGAGUGCUGUUUGUGACGGGGAAACAAUGACCGAUCUCACAUACCAUGCUAUUCUAGAUGCUUUCAGCGACAUAGAGACACUCAGACGCCACAUAACGGACUUAAAAGGAAAGAUUCAUAAGUUGGAGACAGAUGCGGAUAGGGUUGAAGUAAGGUUAGAGCAGUCAAGUCCCUUCUCUGGCCGAGUCAAUGAUCAGCAGCUGCGACACGACUCUCCCUCUAUUAUUUCUCCAUAUGUUGGAGACAGGGGGGCUUCUUCUGCUAAGUUGGACCAUCUUCAGAGACAGAUGAACCAGCUACAGGAUGCUGUCAUGCUAUUGACGAGAGAACAGGCCCAACAGCCCCAGUCACAAACCGGUCCCGGCCGCAGUUCAAGUACGAUCAAGAACCAGACUAACCUUGUCGGUGGACCCAGCAGCAGCCCUAGGUUUAGUAAGCCCAGUACAAUUAUCGAUGGUACACAAUCACCGCAACGCAAGGCUACAGAGCACACGCCCUUAAUGCAGGCCGUUCUAGUCAAUAAUAUUGACGCUGCUCAUCGUGCUCUGCAAUACGCCAAAGCUCAGCUAAAGGACGGCACGACAGCCCUUAUGUUGGCAGUUAAUAAAGGAAACCAAGACAUGAUUAGGCUUCUUGCUCCAUUGGAAGGAGGCUUACGGCGCAAAGAUGGCAAACUGGCCCUGCACCUGGCCCUCAAACGGGAAGACUUUAAGGUGGCGCAGUUACUGACUAAGCUAGAGGGUGCAGACGUCUCUAGCUUCAGCACAGCAGGAGGACGACGGACAGAGUUAAUGGACGCCAUCAUAGCCGACGACUAUCUGCUUGGCUGGUCGUUGUUCCAGGUUCAAUCUGGUUUGCAGGACAAGGAUGGCAAGACUGCGCUUAUGUACGCGGCAUACAAAGGCAAUACCUGCUUUGUUAAUAUGCUCAAGAAACGUGAGAGCAGGCUCAGGUCAAACAAUGGAAUGACCGCCCUUAUGUACGCCGCACGCAGCAACAAACCUGAAGUGGUGCGGCUUCUCAUGCCUCUUGAGGGAGGUCUCCAGGAUAAGACUGGCAUUUCAAUCGGCAAUCAGUGCUCCGCGCUCAUGCACGCCUGCUACAAUGGAUCCUUGGACGCUGUGAUGUGUCUUGUUUCUCUGGAGGCAGAGCUCCGUGAUAGCAACAAUCGUACAGCCAUGUACUACGCAACUCACUGCUCAUCUAUCGUAACCCCUGAGAAGAAGGAGGCAGUAGUUCGCACGAUCUCCACCAUCAUUCCCUCUGCAUAG
Giardia duodenalis is the source of this 4293-nucleotide messenger RNA. RefSeq names its product Ankyrin repeat protein 1. Gene Ontology annotation, molecular function: protein binding. The coding region runs from base 1 to 4293 and encodes 1430 amino acids. The transcript has a single exon. NCBI's taxonomy places the organism in Eukaryota, Fornicata, Diplomonadida, Hexamitidae. The record is from RefSeq and is a predicted model, not a curated record.